Messenger RNA from Didymodactylos carnosus, 999 nucleotides. The record is from the annotation of a GenBank genome assembly. NCBI's taxonomy places the organism in Eukaryota, Metazoa, Rotifera, Eurotatoria, Philodinida, Philodinidae.
AUGGAAGACGGCAGCAUUGAUCAAAUUCGGUAUGACUUCCGAACUAAUCAAACAUCAAAAUUUAAUAUUCCAAUUUUCAAACAUGAUAACUCCAGUAUAUCAAGGCAAAGUUUGUCGGAUGUUGCCAUAUCACCAAUACUAACUAAGGUUCAUACCUCGGUUUAUUCUGAUGCAUUAACUGAACGAAUUUCAAUGAAAGAAGAGCCAGUACUGUUGAAUAAAAGAUAUAUUUUAGAACAGAAUAAAUCGUUCAAAAAUCUUUUCCAAGCAAAAUUAAAGGAUAAUGAUAAUAAAUCGGAUGAAAUUCAUACUCGCGUUAUACAACAACAAAAACAGACACGAAAAAUAUCGGCAUCCUCAAUCUUGAAACGACAAAAUUCAUAUGAAAAAAAUUUAAAACACAAACUUGAACAAUUAUCAUCAAAACACGACAAUUGGUUAAUAACAGAUACAAUCAUUAAACAGCAAAUUAUAUUUGAAAAACAUAUUCAACAUUUAUUGAACUAUUAUUCAAGUAAUGAAUGUGAUGAAUUAAAACAAAAGAUAUUAAGUGAACAAAAGCAGUUUGAAACAAGUUUACAUGAAAAACUGGAUAAUUUAUUAUCAUUAUCGAAGGACAAAAAUGAUACUAAUAAUGAUUGUUGGAAUAUAAUUCAAACACUACUGUAUAAACAAAAAACAUUUCGUUAUUUACUCUCAAAUAAAUAUUCAAAUAUAUCAGAGAAAAACAAAACUCUAAUUGAAAUGAUUCCUAAUCAAAUUAAUUGUUGUCAUAGUAGACGACUUGUUGAAAUGAAAGAGGAUACACCAAGUUUAGAUAGUCCACUACUCGUACCAACAUCAUCAACAUUAUCGAAAAAUAGUGACGAAAAACUGCGUGAUUCAAUGGAAAACAAAAAUGACAGGUCAUCAUUCUUACAAGAGAGACAAUCAUCAUUAUGGAUUGGCAAGGAAAGAUCAAGAGACAGAAAACAUUAUCAAGUACGAGAUGUUGCGUAA